Notothenia coriiceps (black rockcod) is the source of this 2595-nucleotide messenger RNA. It is a transcript of the gene cysltr3, whose product is annotated as cysteinyl leukotriene receptor 3. Gene Ontology annotation, molecular function: G protein-coupled receptor activity. Lineage: Eukaryota; Metazoa; Chordata; Actinopteri; Perciformes; Nototheniidae. The record is from RefSeq and is a predicted model, not a curated record. Gene Ontology annotation, biological process: G protein-coupled receptor signaling pathway. The transcript is spliced from 5 exons. Gene Ontology annotation, cellular component: plasma membrane. Bases 77 to 1102 code for a protein of 341 amino acids.
AUCGCCGCAGGAGAAGAGGGAUAAACGGAGGGAGGGAGAAUAAAAAUGAAAUGAAAUAAAAAGAAAUGAAGACAGGAUGAACGUGUGCCUGAGUAACAGCUCGUCAGUGGGGGGGUGUUCCGAGGACUCCUUUAAGUACUAUGUGUACAGCGCCACCUACGUGCUGCUGUUCCCCAUCGCCCUGAUCUGUAACGGGGGGGCGCUCGUCGUCUUCAUCCUGCAGAGGAGCCGCAGAAGCUCCGCCUCCUGUGUCGUCAUGACGAACCUCGCCCUAUCAGACUUCAGCUUCUCGCUCACGCUGCCUCUGAGGCUUCAUUAUUACUUCAAUGGACGCGUCUGGAAUUUUUCUGAUUGGCUGUGCAGACUCUACGUCUUCUGCUUCUACGUCAACCUGUACACGAGCAUCCUCUUCCUGACUCUACUGAGCGUGCUCCGGUGGCUCGCGGUGACACGCCCCCUGCGUCAUCGCGCUCUGGCCACGCCCACUAAAGCCCUAUUGGUCUGUUUGGGAGUUUGGUUGUUUGUGGGCGUGGCUUCCGCACCCUUCCUGAUCCAAGGGAGGAUCUGCAGGUCGGGGGUUUAUCGCUGCUUCGACCCUCCGACUAGCUCCUUAUCGAAGACGGUUCUGAUAAUGAACUACGUGGCGCUGUUGAUCGGUUUCCUGCUUCCCUUCCUCACCAUCGUGCUGAGCUACAGUCGGAUCGUGCGCCGCCUCAACAGACGCUCAAGCCUCCACGGCGCCGAGGGUCCGUCCGCACGACUUCGCCAAUGCAACCGCCGGCGCUCCAUACACCUGGUCGCUAUGGUGAUGGUGACAUUCGUGGUGUGUUUCCUGCCUUACCACGUGAUGCGUUCGGUGCAUCUUCACGCCACGUUUGCCGGCUGGAGCUGCGAUGUCACGGCGCCGCUGCAGAAGGUGGUCGCCGUGACGCUGUGCAUGGCGGCGUCCAACAGCGGCAUCAACCCGGUGCUGUACUACUACUCCACCCGCAGGUUCAGGGACAACCUGAGGGAAGCACGCACCUCGCUGUCCGGCCGCCGGGGGUCCAUCGCCACCGCUAUAUCAAUGAACCGCCGGAGAAACAGCCCAAUGUCCCCCUAAACCAUGAUGGUACCCUUCCAAAGGACACUUACUAGCAUUGGACACUUAAUGGGUGUCCUACGAGGCACAUGAUUGGACGAAAGCUUGAUUAGUUUGCCGGCAUAUUUGGAAACGUCUUUCUAUUUCAUUACGAAUACCCAAUCCAACCCCUAAUGUCCCCCUAAACCAUGAUGGUACUCUGGGAGUGGUAGCAGGCACCUGGUUGGACGAUUUGGAAAAGUUUUUCUAUUUUAUUGCGAAGACCCAAUGUACCCCUAAACCAUGAGGGUGCACUUCCCUAGCAUUGGACACUUAAUGGCUGUGCUACGAGGCUCCUGAUUGGACGAAGCCUGGACUAGCAUGGAACGUUAUUUUAUUAUUAAAAAGGUUCAGCAAAAUGUGUAUUUGUGCCUCAGGAAGAACGCCAACUGUUGGCUGUCCGAGGCCGAAUGUCCCCCUAAACCAUGAUGGUACACUUCCAAAGGACACUUACUGGCAUUGGACAGUUUGUGGGUGUCCUACGAAGCACCUGAUUGGACGAAAGCUUGAUUGGUUUGUCAGCAUAUUUUGAAAGGUUCUUCUAUUUUGUUCCCCUAAACCAUGACGGUACUCUUGGGGUUGUAGGAGGCACCUGAUUGGUCAAAGGCUUGACUAGACUCAAUCCAACACCCAAUGUCCCCCUAAACCAUGAUGGUACACUUCCCUAGCAUUGGACACUUAAUGGCUGUGCUACGAGGCUCCUGAUUGGACGGAAGCUCGACAUAUUUGGGGAAAAAAUGUUUGUUUUUUUAGACACUUUUUUUUUUUAUUCCUUGAGAAACUAUCUGAUUGGACGACAGCUAGACCAAUAGGGAGGCUCCUAUAGAAAUGCACAUAUCUCUUAACAAAGAUAUUUAAUUAUAGUUCAUUUUUCACCAAAUGCCCUUUCGGGAGAUUGCAGAGACGGAAAGAUUUGCAUGAAAUCUACUUUUUGUAUAUUUAGUAUAUUAGUUUUAUUUAUUUAUUCAAAGGUGCUCUGAACUUAAAGCAGUACGAUUAUAAUAAUUAUUUAUGUCUUUGUGCACAAAUCAAUUCAUAUGUUUCUCUGCUUCUCUUGCAUACCGCCAUACUUACAAACAUUGGACACUUAAUGAUUGUGCUACGAGGCACCUGAUUGGAUGAAAGCUUUUCAACCUGAACCAACGAGGCAGCUAUUUUGGAAAUUAGACAAGAAAAAAAGUAAUAUGGAAAGAAAUUUCGUAAUAAUUUCAUAAAUAGAAAUAUAUUUUUUGGAGGAAAACGUAAUAUUUCUAGAAAAAAAUACCCAGAUUACUGAUGAAAAAAACUCUAAAUAUUUCAGGAAAAACUGUAAUAACUGAUACAUUUGUAAAUUGUUAAUAAUUGUAAAUUGAAAUAUUUUAGUAACAAAAUGUUGACUGAAUAAUUUUUUGACAAAUGUUAAGUUAUGUAGAAAGCGUAGGGGAAAAAAUGUAAAAAUAUUUUUGAAUUUGUAUUAAGUUAACAAUUCUGCACUG